This is a messenger RNA of Stylophora pistillata, 628 nucleotides long. RefSeq lists its product as uncharacterized. The record is from RefSeq and is a predicted model, not a curated record. NCBI's taxonomy places the organism in Eukaryota, Metazoa, Cnidaria, Anthozoa, Scleractinia, Pocilloporidae.
AUUGCAGAGUGGAAAGCUUUGUGUUUCAUUGCGAUUUUGUUCGCUGUUACUGGUCAGAGUGUGAACUCACAGGCCUCAGAUUGCUCAAGUAAUUGGCAGAAGGCAAAUACCGCUCCAGUGUGUUUUGGUGCUAGGGAUACUCAGUUUGGAUCCUUCUACCUUCCAUCUGGGGGCGGACUGGUUGCUAUAAAGUUAGUCCACCGGUAUGGUUACGUGUCCUGUGCCGUUGGAAAUCCCCAACACUGGUCGUUUUGGGGGUGUGGUCCCCAUAACCUUGUAUCACAAGAGGUUAAUGUGGUCAUAACAACAUCGGACAACAAAAUCAUCUUGCCGCCGGGACAGUUCAUGAAGAAAAACCAAGGAGGAAAGUGGGCCAGGGUUCCCGGAUAUAACUCAAUUUCCAAAGAGAUUGUGCUGACCACAUUUAGCGACCCUUAUCCAGUACUUGCAGGUCAGCAGCUACGCCUUUGGUACGGCGAGGAUCUGCAAGGUUACACUGAAGUCGACAACGGAGGCAGAGUUUGUUGUGAUGUUUAUGCUCAGUUUCAAACAUAGCUGUCUUUAUUAUAGUGGCCACAUUUUUCUUAAGUUACAUUAGGUGCAAUAAUCAAUGCGAUGGUCUUAGAAU